Molecule: messenger RNA, 669 nt
Organism: Acanthosepion pharaonis
Lineage: Eukaryota; Metazoa; Mollusca; Cephalopoda; Sepiida; Sepiidae
Source: the annotation of a GenBank genome assembly
AUGUCGUCUAUUUUACGUUUGGGAUCGACGGAACAAGUUGAAAUUCCUGGUGGACACAGGUGUGCGGCCAUCAGCGUGGUACCCCUUCAGAACGACCACACCGCUAAGCCCACCCUGAUCAAACUACGAGCAGCGAAUGGUUCCGCGAUAGACACGUACGGAGAAAGGACCCUUACUUUGAAUAUCGGCAUGCGACGCGAUUUCACUUGGACAUUUACCGUGGCCAACGUGAAGUUACCCAUCCUCGGCGCGGAUUUCCUGGCGCAUUACGCACUGGCGGUCCAUAUGAACCCUAGGACUCUGUCCGAUACGACGACGAAUCUCCGUGUCUUAGGUGCCCCCUACACGUCAAGGCUCCACAGGAAUCAGCGUCGCAACAUGCCAUGGUCGCGAGUACUUAGAUCUCCUGACGCAGUUCACGGAUAUAACGCUGCCACCCAAGUAACGGCUUCAGGUGACCAUCAGACUCAGCACCACAUCAGAACCCGAGGUCCUCCCGCACACUCCCAUCCGCGACGACUCGCUCCGCACAAACUGGCGUACGCCAAGGAGCAAUUCGACAAAAUGCUCAGUGAUGGCAUCAUUCGUCCUUCCGAUAGCCCUUAUGCCUCGCCACUACACUUAGUGCCUAAACCUGGUGGUGAAGAAUUUCGGAUAUGCGUCGACUAA